AUGCAGUUCACCUCUCUCUUCCUCGCCGCCCUGUCGGCCACCGCCGCCAUGGCCCUCCCCGAGCCCGAGGCCAAGAAGAGCCCCAAGGUCCACACUCCCUACGAGAUCUCCGCCACCUACACCAACCCCCUGGCCAUCCCCCCCGUCGUGGAGCUCUACACCUGCACCAGCCUCGUCGCCGGCGCCAAGAAGUACUCCAAGGUCGCCUCCAAGGCGGCGCACUGCAAGACCAGCAUCGCCAAGACGAACGUCGCCUCCGCCUACGUGUGCAACUCGUCCAACAGCCUCACGCAGUUCCUGCAGGACCUCGAGAGCGGCCCGGGCACGUUCACUUGCGUCUCCACCACCUCCGGCGGUGGCGGGCUUCCCCUUUAA
Molecule: messenger RNA, 375 nt
Organism: Neohortaea acidophila
Lineage: Eukaryota; Fungi; Ascomycota; Dothideomycetes; Mycosphaerellales; Teratosphaeriaceae
Exons: 2
Coding region: 1-375 (124 amino acids)
Source: RefSeq, a predicted model, not a curated record